This is a messenger RNA of Neurospora crassa OR74A, 1087 nucleotides long. RefSeq names its product HHE domain-containing protein. The record is from RefSeq and is a predicted model, not a curated record. Lineage: Eukaryota; Fungi; Ascomycota; Sordariomycetes; Sordariales; Sordariaceae. Bases 222 to 920 code for a protein of 232 amino acids. The transcript has 2 exons.
GUCGAACUGAACAAAGUGAACUUAAGUGAACUUGGGCCAAAACUGCAAAAGGACUACAGCAUGACAGCUCCAUGAUGCAGUUUUGGCCGUCCAGUGACUGUAAUACGGCAUUUGACGCUCGACUUACGAGAGACAGAAUAUAAACCACCCGUCAUUUCAGACACAAUUGCACAUCACACCACCAGCAACACUCUCAACAGCCACACCGCCAUAUAAUAAAUAUGUAUCGCUUGGCUACCCACACCGGCCUCAGGCAGGUCCCCAGAAGCAUCGCCAACAGCAUUUCCCGCCCCGCCCUCGCAACCCCGCGCUUUAUCCAGCCCGUCGCCAUCCGCACCAUGAUGGACUCCCCCUACAGCGCCGUCAAGGUCUCUGACCGCGUCAAGCACGAUCAUGCCGAGCUCGAGAAGCAGUACAGGAAUAUCCUCGCUGCCGAGGAUGAAGAUACCAAAGUCCGAUGGCAGAACCAGUUCAUCUGGGAGCUUGCCCGCCACUCCAUCGCCGAGGAGAUUAUCGUCUACCCGGCCUUCGAGAAGUUUGUUCCUAACGGCCUAGUGAUGGCCGAAAAGGAUCGUGCCGAGCAUCAGAGGGUCAAGAAUCUCCUCUACGAGUUCGAGAAGAUGACUCCCUCGUCCCCCGACUUCCUCCCCACCCUCGACAAGCUCUGGGACGCUCUCUCUGAUCACAUCACGGAGGAAGAACGCGAUGACCUCCCUGCUCUCGAGGAGAAUAUCGACGUCGAAUACUCGAGCAAGCUGGCCUCUAGCUUCAACACCACCAAGCACUUUGUCCCCACUCACAGCCACCCCAGCGCUCCUGACAAGCCGCCCUACGAGACUGCGAUUGGUCUGCUGACCACCCCAAUGGACAAGCUGAUCGAUAUGUUUAGGAAGUUUCCCAAGGAGGAUAAAAAGGCGUAAGUACCUGACGAGGUGGAACAAUGGGAGGAUGAUAAGCAGGAUCUGUACGCUAUACAUGUAUGAACAAUGAUGAUGAUGAUGAUGUUAUGAAACAUAUAUACACAAGGACCCCGUCUCUGACUGCCAUUAACAAAGAUGGAACAUGGAAUAAAAAGCUCACUCACUAG